GAUUCCAAGUAACCUUAUUCAAAUUCCUCCUAUUCAAAUUCUAUAUACAUUUCCUUUCACUUUUUCACUUGUUUCACAAACAAAACCUGUAUUCAUUGACAAUUACACACACUCUAAGUCUCUAACACACACAAUGGAAGAAAUACUUCAAAUGCAUCACGAAGAUGAUCCAACUCCACAUCAUUCACAGCGUCACGAUCCAACUCCGCACCAUUCACAACGUUAUUUCCCUAUCAAGAUGACACCACCACCACAACAACAACAUCAACAAAAUCAUCAAUAUCCCAUGGAACACAAAGGUAAUAUGAUUCCUCGUUAUAGAGUACCGAAUGCUCCAAAACGCGAACAUUGCAUAUGCAUCACAAUCUUUUUCCUCAUACUUGGAAUCAUAAUCUUAAUCUUAUGGCUUGCAUAUCAUCCUUCAAAACCUCACAUUACAGUCACAAGUGCUGCAAUCUAUGGCCUCAAUGCAACUUCACCACCAUUCAUGUCAAUCUCAAUGCAAUUCACAAUCUUCAUAAGGAACCCAAACAGGCGUGUUUCCAUUUACUUUGAUAGGCUUUCUGCCUUUGUUUCAUAUAGAAACCAUCCGAUUACGCCACAUGUUGUGCUUCCGUCGUUUUUCUUGGAGAAGCACGGAACAGUUUCGUUGUCGCCUGAGUUAGGAGGCGUGCCGGUUCCGGUUUCGGUGGAAGUGUUGAAUGGUUUGAUGGUGGAUGAGAAUUAUGGUGUGGUGGGUGUGAAACUUAUAUUACAAGGUAGGUUGAAGUGGAAAAGUGGUGAGAUAAAAUCUGCUCAUUAUGGUUUGUAUGCUAAGUGUGAUUUAUUGUUGGGUUUGAAGAAAGGUAUUGUGGGUCAGAUUCCUCUGAUUGGUGCUCCAGUUUGUGAUGUGGAUACAUGAAGCUAGCUAGCUAUAUUUGUGUUCAAUAAAAUAUAUUAAUGUGUGUAUCUUAAUCUUUUUGCAUGUGUAACAUAAAUUGUAAUCCUUUUUUAAGAAAAUGAUUUUUCCCA
Trifolium pratense (red clover) is the source of this 1011-nucleotide messenger RNA. RefSeq names its product NDR1/HIN1-like protein 26. Gene Ontology annotation, biological process: defense response to other organism. The coding region runs from base 134 to 901 and encodes 255 amino acids. The record is from RefSeq and is a predicted model, not a curated record. Lineage: Eukaryota; Viridiplantae; Streptophyta; Magnoliopsida; Fabales; Fabaceae. The transcript has a single exon.